AUGGGGACGCCUGGAGCUGCAGUGCGGAGCAUCCGUCCCUAUGGGUCCAGCCAGCAGUACCUGUAUGCCAUGAAGGAAGACUUGGCCGAGUGGCUGAAGGAGCUCUAUGGGCUGGAUAUUGAGGUGGGCACCUUCCUGGAGGUGCUGGAGACGGGGGCUGUGCUCUGCUCCCAUGCCAACCACAUCACCCAUGUGGCUGAGGACUUUGCUCACACCUGUCCCAGUGCAGCCCAGCACCUCCACCUGCCCACUGUCGGUGUCAGCUGCAACCCAGCAGCACAACCAGGCACCUUCCAGGCCAGGGACAACAUCUCCAACUUCAUCCACUGGUGCAGGAAGGAGAUGGAUAUCAACGACGUCCUGAUGUUCGAGACGGAGGACCUGGUGCUGAGGAAGAACGAGAAGAACUUUGUGCUGUGCCUGCUAGAGCUGGCACGCCGUGCUGCCCGUUUUGGCAUGUGUGCCCCCACUCUGGUGCAGAUGGAAGAGGAGAUCGAGGAGGAACUCCGCCAGGAGAUGGACCUGCCUCCUGCAGACAACCCCCUGCCCCGUCCCCCCAGAAAACCCCGGGACCUCCACAACCUUGACCAGAUGGUCCAGCACCUGGUGAGCCGCUGUACCUGUCCUGUCCAGUUCCCCAUGAUCAAAAUAUCAGAAGGGAAAUACCGUGUGGGUGACUCCGACACCCUCAUCUUCGUUCGGAUCCUGAGGCAGCACGUCAUGGUGCGGGUCGGGGGCGGCUGGGACACCCUGGAGCACUACUUGGACAAGCACGACCCGUGCCGCUGCACCUCGCUCUCCCACAAACAGCUCUCCAGGACCAGAUCCUCCCAGCAGCCGGUGCAGCACGAGGUGCAGCUCUGCGCAGCUCCUCCGGCCCCUGGCCGCACUCACCCCACUCUGCUGGUCAGUCGCUCACAGAGCCCGCUGCCCCCCGUCACCUGGGCACCCCACGGCCACCGCCACCACCCCCGGACCCCCACCACCCCCAGCCCCCGCCAGGAACCAGCACAGCCCCGGAGGGUUCCUUCGUGCAGGACACCGACACUGAGGUCACCUGCUCGAACCACCUCCCUCGGGCAUGGGGCUGCCCAGCGGGCACCCACCCCAUCCCAGGACACUGUGGGGACCCCCAAGAAGCCACAUGGGAACCCCCCAAAGUCAGCAGCACAGAGUAGGGGCACAGCCUCCAGUGGGCACCACUUGGCACCACCACGUCCCAGGAGCACUCAGCAAGGAGGUGGCUCAUCUGGGGCAGCUUCCAGGCAUGUGGGGGUCCCCACCACUGUGACGCCCCGAACCCACAGCCCCAUCAAAACCUGUGCCCCCAGUCUGCAGCAGAGUGCCCACAGAGCAGUGCAGAGCAGGAAAAGCUCCAAGGAAGGGAACUGGAGAGCCCUUGGACGUAGCCAUCCAUCUUCACACCCAAAUUCCCAGAGUCAACCUCCAAAGCAGGACAGCAACAUUAAAACUCAGACGAAAACCAGCUCAGCCAUCUGCCGGCCCCCCACCCCUCUGACCCAUUUUGCAAAUGGAUGUGAGAGCUGUGCUGCUGGGGAGAGUCCCCAGUGUCCCCCCCCGAGCCCAAUACCCAGGGACACUGAGAGCCCCACAGUGCCAGGGAAGGUCUGCAGCCACAACACGGAUGUUUCAGGGCUGCGGGGGUACUGGGGGCACUCUCAGCCCCCUGACUAUGGGAAGGUGCUGGAGGAGCUCACCCGCAACCGGCAGCCCCUGCGUCCUGUGGGAAUGGGCAACAGAGUGUCCUCAAAGCCCUCAACCUCACAGUGUGCCAAUAUCCCAGCCGGGGGGUCCAUGGAAGGGCCAGUCGUGGGGGACCAGACCCCGCGGAGCACUGUGCCCAAAGCCCGGCGGUGCCUGAAGAAACCCGAGCGUGUGCCCUCCAUCUACAAGCUGAAGCUGCGGCCCAAGGUGCGUCCCCGGCGGGAUCACCGGCCUGGCAAGGGUCCUUCACGCAUCCCCACCCCACUGGGGCAGCACCGUACCCGGGGCCAGCAUCGCCCCACAGCCCCCCCAAAGCCACCACAGCCCAGGGAUGCCAAGCCCUCAUUGAGUGACAGCGGUGCGUGGCUCACUGAGGAUGAUGAGGAGGCGUGGGUCUGA
This is a messenger RNA of Centrocercus urophasianus (Greater sage-grouse), 2124 nucleotides long. RefSeq names its product growth arrest specific 2 like 2 (gene GAS2L2). Gene Ontology annotation, cellular component: cytoplasm; stress fiber; actin filament. Gene Ontology annotation, biological process: microtubule bundle formation; actin crosslink formation; regulation of microtubule polymerization or depolymerization. The record is from RefSeq and is a predicted model, not a curated record. The transcript has 6 exons. Gene Ontology annotation, molecular function: actin filament binding; microtubule binding; cytoskeletal adaptor activity. Bases 1 to 2124 code for a protein of 707 amino acids. NCBI's taxonomy places the organism in Eukaryota, Metazoa, Chordata, Aves, Galliformes, Phasianidae.